AUGCAAACACCAACCGAUGGGGUGUUAACCCCCAGAAGUAGGUCAUCGGCACGAAGGAGCAGUCAUUUUCACAGCUCAAGGUAUCCUCCCGGAAGCAUGACAUCUGCACGUCGAUGGUCUGCAUUGCGAAGCUUGUCUAAAAGAAAAAUCCCACAGUGCACCCCAUUAAAGCAAACUCUUGAUCCGGCACAGGCUGCUUUGCUCCUUCAAAAACAAUGGACUCUGUUCAGCAUGACACCAAUGUAUAAUUUCUCAUACAUCAGACUGAAAGAGUAUUCCAAUCACCUGUCUGCCCACAAAGCUGCCGAGAAGCACAAGGGUCUUGCCAUUGAAGUGGCCUCAGAGCUGAACCUUAAAGCCAAAUGUUCAUGUUUACCUGGACUCAAAGGAAAGGAUAGAGAUCCACUGUCUGUGCUCAUACAGAUUUCAUCAAAUCCUCUACUCAUCAAGGCAGGCACACAGGACCAGAUUGUGUGGACAAGUUGGUUCUGCGGGACGUACACAUUGGAGGUGUUACCAAAGACAUAUACUUGCCUGCAGCUCUUCCUGUAUAACAUCUCCGAGGCGCUCAUGGCUAUCUUAGGGACAUGGUUCCAAAGAAACUUUGACUGUUUCGGUAAGCUAGUUAUCAUUCCUCAGGACCUUAUGUGGCUAGCAGUGAUGUGGACCGGGUAUGACGUGUUUGGAUCAGUGUCUGCCACAGAGCUUGUUUUCUCUGUGCCCGUCGAACCUCGCAUGGACAUUUCUUAUGCCAUCCAUGCAGAGGACUUCAAGACUUUAUGGAAUUAUAUUCAUAAAUCAAAGGACAAGGUCACAUUGGAGGAAGUGGACAAUUUAUUCCAAUGUCUUCACUUACAUUUCUUCAGAGACUUUAGAAUCCACUUAUCAGCAACCCAGCUCAUCAAGGGAUGA
Bufo bufo (common toad) is the source of this 912-nucleotide messenger RNA. RefSeq names its product centromere protein L-like. Bases 1 to 912 code for a protein of 303 amino acids. NCBI's taxonomy places the organism in Eukaryota, Metazoa, Chordata, Amphibia, Anura, Bufonidae. The record is from RefSeq and is a predicted model, not a curated record. The transcript has 2 exons.